UUCUUCAUUUUGAACACUUCUUCCUAUGUAUCGAAAACUCACAGCAAAUUCUUCCCAUGUUCAUGGAUGGUUCUCCCCUUCCGAGACACGCAGCCACAGAGGGUAUAUAAGCAUGGUUACAACAAUGUUCUGCAGCAACCCAGGAGAGCAAACUGCUCUGUCUUUCACAACAAGCAAUCACCCAACUUAUUGUCGGCAGUUUAAUGAAGAAAGGCGAAGACUUUGAGCGUGUUUUCCAAUGCUUCGACGAAGAUGGCGAUGGGAAAAUAUCAGCCUCAGACUUGGGGCAUCGGCUGGGUCUCAUGGGCGGCGGAGAAGUGUUUUUGCAGGAGGCCAAGUUUGCAGUCGAGGCAUUGGAUUCCGACGGAGAUGGUUUCUUGGGUUUGGAGGAUUUUGUUGGGCUAAUGGAAGUAGGGGGAGAGGAAGAGAAGAUGAAGGAUUUGAGAGAGGCUUUUUCAAUGUAUGAUAUGGAAGGGUGUGGGUUUAUCACACCCAUGAGUUUGAAAAGGAUGCUCAGCAGAUUGGGGGAGUCAAAAUCUGUUGAUGAGUGCAGGGUGAUGAUCAAUCAGUUUGAUUUGAAUGGAGAUGGUGCCCUUAGUUUUGAAGAAUUCAGAGUUAUGAUGCAGUAAUCUUUUUAGGUUUUCCAUGUUAUGAGUGUUUAUGAUCCUUUAACUUCACAAGUUUGUAAAUUAUUCUGUUGAAAUUUUAUUAUCUACAAAAGUUUCCAUGUGUUACUACUCAUCCCCUAUUUUGAAAAUACUUUUUGGAAA
This is a messenger RNA of Alnus glutinosa, 770 nucleotides long. Its product is annotated as putative calcium-binding protein CML19. Bases 204 to 629 code for a protein of 141 amino acids. Gene Ontology annotation, molecular function: enzyme regulator activity; calcium ion binding. The record is from RefSeq and is a predicted model, not a curated record. Lineage: Eukaryota; Viridiplantae; Streptophyta; Magnoliopsida; Fagales; Betulaceae. The transcript has a single exon.